AUGGGAGUCACAGGCAUUCAGAGCCAGCACGUGGGCUACGAUCUUGUGGAUCUCAAGCCUGAUAGAAGGGAAGGCAUGGAAGAAGCACAGCUGUGGUCUUUUGGGGCCUGGGGUGGGGGGUGGGGGUGUCAGGGAGGGGCGUGGAGAAAUGAGUGGUGUAAGCAAAACUAUCCUCUAUUUUUGACUACAGGAAUGUGUAAGAAGCAUCAACGUACCUCAUUCACCCACCAACAGCUUAUAGAGUUGGAGGCUGUAUUUAGCCAGACCAUGUUUCCAGAUAAAAAACUCAAGAGCGAACUAGCUAUGAAGUUCAACCUACCAGAGUCAUCAGUAAAGGUUUGGUUCAGAAACAGGCGAUUCAAAUGGAGGAAGCAGCGACGGCAGUCACUAAAGCAACUCAACCAGGUCCUUCAAGCUGGGAAGAAUAUGCCCACCCUCCCCGGAACAUCCACUGAUCCUUACUCCUUUUUCCCAAUGGUUUCAGAUUCCCAUAGCUCUCUUCCACCUCAGCCCUUAAACCCUUGCAAUCAGGAAUGGGAUUCUCCCUUUGCAGAGAAUCCCACAAAUGAUUUCCAAAUGCAGGAUCUUCAUUUGGAGAGGCUAGUGGCCUCGGUUCCUGCUUUGUACCCAGGUGCCUGGGACAUAGCAGAAAUCAUAUACCUGUAUAGUUUUCCUGAUGAGGAUGAGCUAUCCAGAUUUGCCUUCCACAGUCUAUUUCACUAUCUCUCACCCACAAGGCCCCAUCUAGAACAAUAAGGUUCCACCUCUCUCAGAAGCUGGGCUGGGGAAGCUGUAGGUUUAUCUCCUGGGCCACACUGGACCAAUACAACAAGACACCUGGGAAAGAUCAGGGCCGGGAGAGGACAACCAUCCACUUGUCAUGACAAGGAAUCGGAGAAACAGAAACAGGACAGCAUGUCACUUGCACAAAUUGCUGCUUCAGCCAGUGAUGGACUUCGAACUCUGUCCUGUGCUGCAGCCGAGGCGGCCCAGCCAUCUCCAUGCAAUUGCCUUGCUCACAAUCGAGACGCAGGUGCAGCCGAUGCUGACUCAGCCCGUACCAUUCAGGUUUGCAUGGUGCCAAAGUCUCCAGAUGGUACAAGCCAGGUGUCGUCCUAG
Molecule: messenger RNA, 1119 nt
Organism: Oryctolagus cuniculus (rabbit)
Lineage: Eukaryota; Metazoa; Chordata; Mammalia; Lagomorpha; Leporidae
Gene: ARGFX
Product: arginine-fifty homeobox
Biological process (GO): regulation of transcription by RNA polymerase II
Molecular function (GO): RNA polymerase II transcription regulatory region sequence-specific DNA binding; DNA-binding transcription factor activity, RNA polymerase II-specific
Source: RefSeq, a predicted model, not a curated record